Molecule: messenger RNA, 2145 nt
Organism: Synchytrium microbalum
Lineage: Eukaryota; Fungi; Chytridiomycota; Chytridiomycetes; Synchytriales; Synchytriaceae
Exons: 11
Coding region: 1-2145 (714 amino acids)
Biological process (GO): carbohydrate metabolic process
Cellular component (GO): membrane
Molecular function (GO): chitin deacetylase activity; chitin binding
Source: RefSeq, a predicted model, not a curated record
AUGAAGCAAGCCAAAAAGCAGACAACCAAGGCGCCAAAAUCCAAAUCAUGGCCUUACGCCCUUGCAUCGUGUGUGGUACUCGGUGGAUCGAUACUUUUUGCCUCAACUGACAAAAGUGAACGAUUCGCGAGGGCUCUCGGACGCCGACAGACUGUGGCCGCUCCCCCAAUAAUUCCUGCUCAGCCAGCUGCCUACCCCAGCUCCGAUGAAAGUCUUUUCAUUACUGGAUCUUAUUUGAACGAUCCUAUUGUCACGUCAGCAUUGGCCUACAUCAACUCUGUUGUGCCAGCAUCUCUUCUGAAUAUUGCACCUUCCAAGUAUAUUCAAGACUCAUCAGUCACGUACUCUGCCAACGCUGCAACCAACUGCUACUGGCCAAGUGGCCUUUGUACUCGUACUGCAGCUGGAGCAUGGGGUGCUGCUGAUAUUGUCUAUUGUCCUCAAAGCUAUCAAUGGGGUCUUACUUACGAUGAUGCUCCAAGUGAAAACAUUGUCAACGGUGUUCACGUCAAUGAUACCGUCUCACUCAUGAACCAACUGGACUCCAUGAACAUCAAGGCUACAUUUUUCGUCACUGGAUCCGAGUCAUCCGACAGUCCAGCCAGUUUGUCCGCUAUUGCUACUCGCAACCAUCACGUUGCUCAUCAUUCUUGGUCCCACCAUCCCUUCACUAGUUUGACUAACACUCAGGUUGUCGCAGAAAUGAUGUAUACUGCUGCCAUCAUUUACAAGAACACUGGCUUGAGUGUUCGCUACUUCCGCCCACCUUAUGGCGACAUUGAUGACCGUAUUCGUGGUAUUGUCAAUGCUCUUGGUUAUCGAAUUGUCAUGUGGGAUGGAAAGUAUGAUUCUACUGAUGCUGAUGUAAGUGCAAAUGCUGCGAACUUUGCAAAAGUCGAAGGCAUUAUUUCCGGAUGGUUCAACACUAUUCCAGGUUUUAUCUCUUUACAACACACGAUCGACACUUUCACCUCUGGAACGUCAAUCGCUGCACUCAAGAAGAUUCAGUCGUUGGGUGGAAUCAAGAACCAAAUGAUGCCUGUGCCUCAAUGUUUGGGUGAUACUCAAUGGUACAAGAAUGCUCAAGUCACAACCGUUUGGAACUCUUGCACCAUUCCUGGAGGUUGUGGUGGUGUGGUUGCAUCCCCUGUUGCAUCACCAGUCGCCUCGGCUGCUCCAAGUCCAGUAGCGUCCACAAUUAAAGCAUCUGCCGCCCCAAGCCCCGUUGCUUCUACAUUGACAUCUGCUGCUCCAAGCCCUGUCGCUUCCACGUUGACCUCGGCUGCUCCAAGCCCUGUUGCUUCAACAUUGACAUCCGCUGCUCCAAGCCCAGUCGCUUCCACAUUGACCUCGGCUGCUCCAAGCCCUGUUGCUUCCACAUUGAAAUCCGCGGCUCCAAGCCCAGUCGCUUCCACAUUGACAUCCGCUGCUCCAAGCCCAGUCGCUUCCACAUUGACAUCAGCUGCUCCUGCUAGCCCCAAUCCUUCUACAGUACUUAGUUCAGCUGCUCCAUCUGCUGCCCCAAGCACCGUUGUCGCUUCACCGGUUGCCUCAAUCAAACCAUCAACCACCGCACAAUCACCAGUCGCAUCAGCUGCUCCCUCAACUGCCGCUAGCCCAGUCGGUCUUCCAGUAACCAGCGAUGGAUCUUGUGGUGCCGGAACAGCUGUUUGUGGUAGUGGUGCUACCAUUGACGGUCCUUGUUGUUCCCAAUACGGAUGGUGUGGUACAGGCACUGCUUACUGUGGUAAUGGUUGUCAAGCAGCCUUUUCAUACCAAGGCACUUGCGGUGCUGCAUCAUCUCCUGUCGCUUCAGCCAAGGGAUCUGCAGCUGCAUCUCCAGUAAAAGCCUCGCCUUCUGCCUCUGCCGCACCAGCAUCUCCAUCCGCAUCCACAGUUAAAGCUUCGCCAGUUGCUUCCCCAAUCAAAGCUUCUCCAUCGGCUUCAGCUCCCGCACCUAGCUCAUCAUCUGUCGGUCUGCCAUUAACUAGUGAUGGAUCUUGCGGUGCUGGUCUAGCCAUUUGUGGUGACGGCAACAACACUGACGGUCCUUGUUGCUCCAAAUAUGGAUGGUGUGGAAGCGGAACCGCUUAUUGCGGUACCGGAUGUCAAGCAGCUUUCUCCAACAACGGAGUUUGUGCUUAA